This is a messenger RNA of Aaosphaeria arxii CBS 175.79, 912 nucleotides long. RefSeq lists its product as uncharacterized. NCBI's taxonomy places the organism in Eukaryota, Fungi, Ascomycota, Dothideomycetes, Pleosporales. The transcript has 2 exons. The record is from RefSeq and is a predicted model, not a curated record. Bases 1 to 912 code for a protein of 303 amino acids. Gene Ontology annotation, molecular function: protein binding.
AUGUCAAGCAGCCGCUACAUUACACAGUGGGUGCUGUAUUGCCUGAACAGUAUAGAAGACAAGAAGAAUGCUUUCGAUAUGGUGGGAAUCGAUGGCAUGAGCCCACUUCAUCUGGCAACAAAAAGCGGUAAUCUUGAGUUAAUAGGAACCAUCAUCGAUGACUGUAGGCGCAGGCCAACUGGACUGGACGUUUGGGGGCGGACAGCAACUCAUCUGUCCAUGAGUUAUGGUCACAGAGAUAUUACAACCAAGUUCUUGGAGAAGAGUCCGUUAACUGAUGCAGUAGAUGAGAUGGGUAUGACGCCAUUGAAGUAUCUCCUUGAGAACAAUGAACAGCUGCUUGAUACAGAUACCCAGAUUCGAUAUAUUUCUGAGAUAUAUGAUCAGGCAAGAGAAGAUAUGGUUGCUGUCAUUCCAGAGAUAUUGAACAGCAUGAACGAGGCGCUAGUUGAAACUAUCCCAAAGAUGAUAGAGGUCUCAGCAGAUUCACAUGAUUCAACCACGUACAUGAAGUGGGUCCAGCGGGCUUUCGACACGGCAAUUUGGAAGAAAAUGAAGCAUCCGUAUCACAAGGCUGCUCGAAUUGCAAGCUUGGAUGCAAUCCAUAAACUCAAGAGCGAGUCUAACAUCUCCAUGGACCUUGAUGAAGACGGCUGGUCCUGCAUUGACUAUGCUGAGACGUAUCGCAUGUCCAAGUUAGAAGACGACAUCUCAAGCUCAUUGCAAGAUCCCGACAAGCACCGCUAUCAAGUACCCAGAUCACUUGACCUUUGGCCAGAAGUUUCCAGUCUUAUUACUGUCAGCUCAUGCAGUAAAGCUGCUCAUACAUCAUGCCUGGGAUUUCAUUGUGAGUCUAGCAUCAACCUUUCCACCGUCUUACUGAGAAUGUUGGUCAGCUCUACGGGUCCAUAA